Aethina tumida (small hive beetle) is the source of this 1439-nucleotide messenger RNA. RefSeq names its product surfeit locus protein 4 homolog (gene Surf4). Lineage: Eukaryota; Metazoa; Arthropoda; Insecta; Coleoptera; Nitidulidae. The transcript has 5 exons. Gene Ontology annotation, biological process: Golgi organization. The record is from RefSeq and is a predicted model, not a curated record. Gene Ontology annotation, cellular component: endoplasmic reticulum-Golgi intermediate compartment; endoplasmic reticulum; membrane. Bases 101 to 913 code for a protein of 270 amino acids.
GCUGGUGGAAAUUAUAUGUAAUUAUGUGGAACUUAUAUUUUUGGUACAAUCUCUGAAAAAAUAGGUGUCUGCGUGGAGCUUUCGCUCUCAGUUCAUCAAAAUGAAUAUUCCAAACGAAUAUAUAUCAAAUGCCGAAGACAUUGCAGAUCAGGUUACAAGAAAAUUGAAACACAUAUUGCCCACUUUAGCUAGAGUAUGUCUAAUUUCAACAUUCUUCGAGGAUGGCCUCAGAAUGUGGUUCCAGUGGUCAGAACAGAGAGAAUAUAUGGACAUGUCAUGGGGUUGUGGCAAAUUUUUAGCAACGAUUUUCGUAUUAGUUAAUUUAGUUGGACAACUUGGUGGAUGUGUUAUGGUAGUAAUCAGAUACAAGGUCCCCAUUGCUUGUGGAGUGCUAUUUUUCAUUGUUGUCCUGCAGACAGUGGCAUACAGUAUUUUAUGGGACAUGCAAUUUUUGCUUAGAAAUUUCGCCCUUAUUGGAGCCUUGUUGCUUGUACUAGCUGAAAGCCGAGGAGAGGCUAAGAGUUUAUUUGCUGGUGUACCAUCUUUGGGAGAAAACAAGCAUAAAAAUUAUUUACAACUCUCUGGAAGAAUUUUAUUAGUUUUUAUGUUUAUUACAUUAAUCAGAUUUGAAUUCAGUUUUCUCUCUAUUGUUUUGGAUUUGCUGGGUUCAACUAUUAUGAUAUUAGUGACAAUAGGUUACAAAACCAAAUUGUCAGCAUCAAUUUUAGUUGUUCUCCUAACAACAUUAAAUUUCUAUCACAAUGCUUGGUGGAAUAUUCCUGAUUAUAAACCAUUGAGAGAUUUCUUAAAAUAUGACUUCUUCCAGACACUGUCCGUGAUUGGAGGACUUCUGAUGAUUGUAUAUUUAGGCCCUGGUGGAGUAUCAAUGGACGAACACAAGAAAAAGUGGUAAAAUUAAUUUCAUUCCGAGAAAAAGUGAUUUGGACAGUUACUUUGACUGAAAUGUACCAUUGACAAACAUUUAUUUAACGCACAUGAUUUAUCAGAUAAUUAAACUGCUAUUAAAACUACUAGUUUUUUAGUAAUUUUAAAGGACAGUUUAUCAUUUUAUUUGUCAUCUAGUUGUUAAUUGUAUUACCAAUCUUUUUGUAUAUAUUUUAACUUUAUGUAAUAGUAAACUAUGUUUUUGAUUUUAAUGUUAAACUUUAUUUAAAUUGACCGAUUCAACUGUGAACGUGAUUUUUUAGAUCUUUCCCAGUACCUUAAGUCUUAUAUAUUCUGUUAAUGUAAGUCAAAGUAAGAGCAUCUGUGCAAAAAGUUUUCGUACUUCAUAAACAUUAAUGUUUUUAUUUUUUAUAUGCUCAAAUAUUUUGUACAUGAAAGCCUCUUCCACUGUAAUUUUGUUGUAUUUUCUAGAUUUUAUGUUUUACAAUUGGGUUGUUAAUAGGACUAAUAAAAGUACAUAUUUUUACAAUUUA